Messenger RNA from Dentiscutata heterogama, 273 nucleotides. The record is from the annotation of a GenBank genome assembly. NCBI's taxonomy places the organism in Eukaryota, Fungi, Glomeromycota, Glomeromycetes, Diversisporales, Gigasporaceae.
AUGUCUUAUUCGGACGAUCGUAAAGAAGAUAGCAAAAGAUGGAGCGGUAAUGGUAGUAGUGGUAGUAGUGCAGACAAAUUUUCCGCAAGACUUUAUGUAGGACGCCUUUCCAGAUCUGUUACAGAACGUGACAUCGAUGAGGCUUUUGGAAAAUUUGGAAGAAUUCGUGAAGUUGAUGUGAGGAGCUCUAAAAAGGAGAACGAUGGUGCAGCAGUCGGCGGAGAGAGGCGUAACGCGGGGCUGCGACGUAUUGUUUUCUGUUUGGUGCAUUCA